Messenger RNA from Stegastes partitus (bicolor damselfish), 1973 nucleotides. RefSeq names its product 2-hydroxyacyl-CoA lyase 1 (gene hacl1). Gene Ontology annotation, biological process: fatty acid alpha-oxidation. The coding region runs from base 81 to 1787 and encodes 568 amino acids. Lineage: Eukaryota; Metazoa; Chordata; Actinopteri; Pomacentridae. The transcript has 17 exons. The record is from RefSeq and is a predicted model, not a curated record. Gene Ontology annotation, molecular function: magnesium ion binding; catalytic activity; thiamine pyrophosphate binding. Gene Ontology annotation, cellular component: peroxisome.
AAACAAGAGGCAGCAGUUUGUUGAUGUCGCUAGCAGGUAUAACGGCGGUUUAGUAUAAGUUUUUGGAGCGCUACAGAGCCAUGGACGAAGUGACAGGAGCUCAGCUGAUUGCUGAGUCUCUAAAGGCUCAGAAAGUGGAGUACAUGUUCGGGAUAGUUGGUGUUCCUGUCAUUGAAGUGGCCAUGGCUGCUCAGGCUGCAGGCAUCAAGUAUGUGGGAAUGCGCAACGAGCAAGCGGCUUGCUAUGCAGCUUCUGCCAUCGGUUAUCUGACUGGCAGACCAGGAUCCUGCCUGGUGGUGUCUGGACCUGGACUCAUCCAUGCUCUGGGCGGAAUGGCCAACGCAAACAUGAACUGCUGGCCGGUGGUCGUUAUUGGAGGGUCCUCGGAUCGAAACCAGGAAACAACCGGAGCAUUUCAGGAGUUUCCACAGGUGGAGACAUGCCGCCUGUACAGCAAGUUUUCUGCCCGACCCAGCAGUCUAGAAGCCAUCCCCUCAGUGAUAGAGAAGGCUGUACGCACCAGUAUGUAUGGGCGUCCUGGUGCUUGUUAUGUGGACAUCGCAGGGGACAUGGUCAAUGCCAAAGUGGACAGGAGCCAAGUGAGAGUGGUGUCCUGCUGUCCACCUGCACCUGUGAGUUUGGCUGAUCACGGUGGAAUUACAGAGGCCAUCUCUGUUCUAAAAGCAGCUAAAGCACCUUUAAUCAUCAUAGGGAAAGGAGCAGCCUAUGGCAGAGCGGAGACCGUUCUGAAGGAGUUUGUGGAAAGGAGCGGCCUGCCGUUCCUGCCCACCCCGAUGGGGAAAGGGGUUUUACCGGAUGAUCACCCCAACUGUGUGGCUGCUGCCCGCUCAAGAGCUCUUCUCCAGGCCGAUGUCGUGCUUCUGCUCGGAGCCAGGCUCAACUGGAUUUUGCAUUUUGGUCUGCCACCCAGAUUUAACCCUAAUGUCAAGAUCAUUCAGGUUGACCUUUGUCCAGAGGAGAUGGGAAACAACGUGAGGCCGGCUGUUGCUCUCCUGGGAGACAUCAAUGCUAUUGUCACUCAGCUCCUCACGUGUAUUCGUAAAGAUGGCUGGACAUAUGCCUCUAAUACAGAGUGGUGGAGCACGCUGAAGCAGAAGAUGGCUGCGAAUGCAAAAACAUCAAAGGCACUUGCUCUGACAGAAACGGUGCCCAUGAACUACUACACAGUGUUUCAUCACAUUUCCCAGCUGCUGCCACACGACUGCAUCAUUGUCAGCGAGGGUGCAAACACCAUGGACAUCGGACGCACGAUGCUGAAUAACUACCUGCCUCGGCACAGGUUGGAUGCGGGCACCUUUGGGACGAUGGGAGUGGGUCUUGGGUUUGCUAUAGCAGCAGCUGCCAUGGAGAAGAGCGAGGACCGAGGCCGCAGGGUUGUCUGUGUGGAAGGAGACAGCGCCUUUGGAUUCUCUGGCAUGGAGGUCGAGACCAUGUGCAGAUAUAAUCUCCCUGUGGUCAUCAUUGUGGUCAAUAAUAACGGCAUAUACAGCGGAGUAGAUCCUGAGACAUGGAAAGAAAUGAGCCAAAUGGGAGAUCUGACCUCCAUAGCCCCUCCUGUGUCCCUCCUACCCGAGGCCCGCUACGAUGAGGUCAUGACGGCGUUCGGAGGGCGAGGGUUCCUGGUGAGGACGGUGGAGGAGCUGCGCAGUGCCUUAGAGCUUAGCCUGAGCGACUGGGAGAAACCGAGUCUUCUCAAUGUGCUUAUCGACCCGUCCUCAGACAGAAAACAGCAGGAGUUUCCUUGGCUCACUCGCUCCAACCUGUAGUAGACCUUUGUCCAGAGCAUCGUCAGAACAACAGGGACGGUUUUCUUCAGGAAAGUGGAAAAUAUGAAGCUGCUUUUGUUUUUUUGUGAUUAUUUCUGUGAAAUAACUAUUUGUAUUAAUUUUUACUAGACUGUAUUGUUCAAAUCAACUAAAUAACACCCCAAUAAAACAUUUUUUCACAAUAUA